Molecule: messenger RNA, 3270 nt
Organism: Triticum aestivum (bread wheat)
Lineage: Eukaryota; Viridiplantae; Streptophyta; Magnoliopsida; Poales; Poaceae
Exons: 7
Coding region: 136-1401 (421 amino acids)
Source: RefSeq, a predicted model, not a curated record
UUCGAUUACUACAAGUUGCUCGUGAAGGAAACGGAGAGGAGUGGAGAGGUAACCCUAACCCCCAAAUCCUGGAGCGCCUCCUUCAAUCCCCAGCACCCCCGGCCGAAAUCCUAAACUCAGACGGCGUCCGGAUCGAUGGCGGGCCGCGCCUCGGUCGAUUCCCCCGGCGACGCCUCCCCCUGGCCGGCGUCGAUUCUCCUCGCCCAGGAGGCGUACGUCGCCGCCAGCAGGAACCACACCACGGCCACAGCCAAAUCGAGGGUCGACCACACCGUGGAGGUCACCUUCUGGAUCGCCGACCCGCCGGCGGUGUCCUUCUACACGUUCCACUGCUCCAAGCCCCCCACCUCCGACUCCGACUCCGAGGACGCCGCCGACUUGCAAGUUCAGCCUCACCUGGUCGGCGCGGAGGGCCGAUUCGUCGUCAUCCGCACCUUCUUCGCUUCCGGAGACGGCGACUUUGAAUACUUCAUCUACAAGGGCGACCCCAGGUCCCCGUCCCUCGAAAGCGUCCCGCUUCCUGAUGAUGAUAGGCUGCACGGAGCCUGCGAGUUUGGGAUCGUGCCCCGCGGGGACGGCGACCAUUAUCUCCUGAUUGCGCUCUGUGACACGGCGACCUUGAAGGAUUACCGACUACACAUCUACUCGUCUGAGGACAGAGCAUGGAGGACCAAGGAGCUGCUCAAUCCAUGUCCUGGGGUCCUUACGAUUACACAGGACAAGGUGAUGCUGCUCCGAGAUGGCGUGCUGGUGUGGGUCGAUUUGCUGUGCGGCAUGCUGGUGUGUGACGUACUUCAAGAACGAGAACCCCUUCACACGCGCUACAUCCCAUUGCCUGAGCCAUUGCCUAGAAACAGAGAACAAAUUUUGAAGCAGUUAAUCCCGGGAGCUGGCGUCAGGCGUAUUCGGGAUGUCGCCUAUGUCGAUGGUCUGAUCAAGUUUGUUGAGAUGGAACACCGCGUCACUGUAACAGAGAUUGUAGAGGUUCCUCCUGAAAAGCCGUCUGACCCCAGGAACAAGACUGUGCUCUAUGAUUCUGACUUGAUCAUGCUCUACAAGCACAAACAUGUGGACAACAAGCCCAAGACACUGCGCACAAUGCAUGGUUGGAGUGCCAUGACAUGGACUAGGGAGAUUGGGUCUGACUGUUGGCUCAAGGGAGUCAUUGUUGAUGCUGAUGACAUUUUGGUCGAUGACUCGGCGUUUUCGGGCUUACUCUCUGGCCAAAGGAAUGAAUCCGCCGGGAGCUUGGCUUUCAAGAACAUGCACUCGGCUUGCCCCACCCUGAACACUGAAAGUGGAAGCACCUGGGGCGCACCCUUUUGGAAAAUAUUCUCCUUCGUGUCAAAUGUUCCUUCCGUGUGCAUUGGUGAACCAUCUAAAAAUGACUCCUGGCAUUAAAGUCUCAGCAAUUCAGACAGCACAGACAAGCAGCUCUUCGAAUGAGCCAAAUAAUACAGCUGUCUGUGUCAGUGAGCCUGAUUCCUAUGAAUCUGAAAACAAACGUCCAAGGCUAUUGGCUGAGAAAGCCAACCAUGCACAAAAUUUAGCUCACAGUACUGUACGGAAUGUUCAUAGCUCACAAGCCUGUCCUGAUCAAAACAAUAUGCCUCCACAACGAUGCUUCAACAGGUGGGAGGGGCCUGGUUACGGUGGGUACUCAUCAUGCCCCCCUCAAAACAAUCCGCUACCACAAUGUUUCAACAAGUUCACUGGACCCUGCAACCCUGUGUAUGCACUGUCGGCCCCUGCCCCUAACAUACAUAGCUACGGCAACUAUCAAUUGUUGUGGCAGCAGCCACUACUACCGGAGCAGCAGAUGGCACCUAGCAGGGCAUUUGGACCUCAUGUGGCACCCCAUCCAUACUUCAACAACUGGCGUGGAGCCAGACACCAUGGGAAUUCACAGCAAUACCCUGCCGGUAACUCAUAUUACUAUGGUGCGCACUCAGGCAGUGGCAACCAAGGAUUUGGUUACCGUCCGAUUUACUACGAUCACCGAUACUAACCACGUUUACUGACCCCCUCCGGUAAAGCUUUCUGCCACCCUUGCUGUCUGAAAAAUUCCGAGUUAAUUUGAAUUGGAGGUAUUAACUAUAUAAUUAACUGCCGUAUUCAGUAUAUAUCACGGGUUUGACUCCUAGAAGCAUCACUACUAGUUCCAUGUGAAGAAAAUGUAAAACUAUUAUGUUGGAGGUUGAACCUGUGUUCCCCACGAACUGCUGUAAAGCACGCCUACCAUUACACUACUGCAAUUGCUGUUUUAGUGUAUGUAUAGGUUUCUACCUCUUUUGUCAUUUAAAAUAUAGAUUCAAAUUUCAGCUUCCCCCUAUUCAGUUGCAGCUUCCCAGUAAACACUUAGUGGUGUUUGGACCUCGUGCGGUAAGACAUCGAGGUAUGUUUCAAACUGAAAUUUAGAUGUGGUUGCACUGUUGGCCUUUAAGAAAACUAUGUACGAAAAUAUUAGCCUCACAUAGUUAGAUACUGUAUAUUGGAGCGUACAAGUAAAGCUGUCCUGUAUUAGUAUUCACGGGUGUGAAAUAUGAAAAAACAGCAACUGUUUUUCUGAAGUGUGAGCACAUCAGUGAAUGGCGCUUAACCUCUUAAAGAGGUACUUUGAAAGAAGCGAAUGUUUGAUAAAGGUGUGGUAAGGGUCAGAGGGUGAUGGAGGGUGGCGGCUCCUUGAAGAAGGAAGAAGGUUCUCCCUCCCUAGCCCUCGUCCCGUGGUGCAUGUAGCAUCGUCGGAGGGCAUGUGAAGGUGUGUCUCCGGUGUAUCUCGCCGGAUUCAGGCUGUAUUUUUCUUCGUUCGUCUAAGUUUGUGUGUUUAUAUGUUGGAUCCUUCCAAUCUAAUCUUCUCUUCAUCGGUGACGGUUACUGUUGGCGUGCUGGUCAUGUUGGUCAUGUGGGGCCUUAGCACGACGACUUGACGACUUUCCAACUGUAUACUACAAUGAAGUUUGCCUGGCUCCGAUGAGGAACACCGUCAGCUCGCUCCAGUGAUUGUAGUCGUUGUUGGAUAGAAGGUCUACAGACUUGGUUGUAAUUUAUGUUACUUUAAAUGUUCUUUGUACUGCCAUGACAGUUGAUGAAUAGAUUGAAAGUUUUUUCCAAAAAAAAAGGCUAUCUAUUGCAUGGUCGUUGUGGCCUUGUGGGUAUCUUACAUCCGGGAUUUUUAUUGUACCUUUAUUUCCUGGGGUACUCCUGUUGCCUACCAGUAUUCAAAGAUAUAGCCCAUUAGAUCAAGUUGGAGCGACCGUUAAUGUUCAUUUG